UCUUGCAUGUACCUUGGCCCCCAGUGGGUACCCCGUAUUUAUGUAUGUUCGUUUCGCUGGCUCUCCUCUGUGUCGCACAUUAAAUGGCCGUCGUGAAAUUCCAUUCGGUUUUCGUUGCGCAAACGCUCGGGCACAGGUCCCAAAUGGCCACCCCGAUCGGCAGUCUGCUGUGGUGAGCGCCGCGCAACCACCAGCACCACCAGCUUGACCACCGCGCGCGGUUUGGAACCGCACCGGAUACUGCCAAGCGACCGACGACGACGACGCGUUUGUCUCAGGGACACGAACCUCCCGAGCGAGCGCGCGAGCAAAAGUGACCAGAACAGUCUAUCAUUAGAGUAGUAGUUUUUUGAAACAGCACCAACACACCAUGGGCACCAUCGAAUGUCCCGUGUGCACCCUGUACCUCCGGGCCGACAUGAGCCUGGAGGACCACCUGGAGACGCACCCGAAGGAGAAGGUCAUCCAGGCGCUGGUGUCGAUGGCGAUGAAGCCGAAGGCGGCUGCGCCGCCGCAAGCUCCGGCGCCCCAACCCCAGCAGCUUGAGGUGGUCCGAUCGCGGACACCGCCCAACGCACUCAUGUACCACCAGCAAACCGGCAGCAAUAGUAGCAGUGGGGGUUACGAGCAGUUUCAGCAACAGCAGCAGCAACCGAUGAUGGCCGCCCCGGCGGCGAUCACCGUCGUCAAGGCGUCCGACAUGGGCGGCUACCCGAUCAACAAUGUGAUGAUCGUGAAGAGUUGCAGCACCAAGUUCGUGCAGCAGAUUCCGAGUGGGAGUAGCGCGGCGAAUGCCGCGUACGCAUCCGGUCCGAUCGAUGGCCGGAGCAUCUUCAUAGAACCCGAUCGCGGAGGAGGACCUCCGAGCGUGCGUCGCCAGUUGGCGCCGGGACCUUCGCUCUACCCGCCGCGUUACACCAACGAGCGCUACUCGGGCCCACCGCCGCCGUACAGUACGGCCAUUUCCUCCACGAUCUCCAGCGGUUCGCAGUCCUCGAUCAGCGGGUACCAGAAAGCGCCAGCGCCGCCGCCGCCGCAGGCGUUCUACCCGAACCCGCCACCUCCCAUAGUACAAAGCACGCCCACGAUCGCGCAUUACUACGCACCGCCCCCUCCGCCACCGCCAGCACCGGCGAUGCCGUCGACUUCGCGGAGCAACCUGCAGGCGCAGUACACCGAAAAGGACGACGGCAACUUUGUGGUGACGGAGAACCCGAAGAAGGUGGUCGAGUACACCGAGAACGACGAGGGGGACUUUAUGGUGAUCGAGAAGAUCAUCAAGUCGCCGCCGAGGAUCGUCCAGAUCGUGGAUGAGGUCGAGAAGGAGAAGGACGACUGUGGGGUGGAGGAGGAGGAGGAGGUUGAGCAGCGUGAAGACAGUGAGUACGAGAUGGAGAUCGAGGAGCAGUAUCAGGUUGAGGAGGUUCAGAAGGGGAAGGUUGAGGAGGUGGAGGGGGAGGAGGAAGAGGAGGUGGAGCAGCAGAUCGGUACGAUCCAGAUCGUGGAGAAUGAGGACGGGACGUUCGACGACAAUCAGCAGUACGGGUUGAAGGAGAUGCCGAAGCCGAUGUUGAUCGGAGGGAUUGGGGGAUCGCCGAAGAAGAGUCACAAGUUUAGCUUUAUUGUGGAACCGACGGCGUCGAGUUCGGGGGGAAGUUCUGCCGCGGGGAGUCCGUACACGCCGCGGAAGAAGCCGACCAGUGGGCUGAAGGUGCUGAGCAAUGUCAAGGUGACCACGGAUCUGUCCCAGGGCAUCAAGGACAUCAUACUGAACUUGAACUGCAAGAACAAGGGCGUGAACGUGGCGGGUGGUUCGAGCGGGACGUCCGAAGCUGCGGGCACGUCCAGCGGUGUUGGGAGUUUGAAGACGUCGCUGAUCACGGGCGUCGUGAACAACAACUGUCAGAACGAGCUUAUCAUCAACAACAUGCCUCCAAUUGAUCUCAACGAUGUGAACGACAUUGAAAUUAUCAACGACGACGAGGAGGAGCUGCGGCCGGGCGAGGACGAAGAGUGCUACAUCGGUUCGAUGGAGGUCAAAGCGGCCGAAGUGGCCGCACCAACAACGCCGACUCCGUCGGUCAUCACCAGUGUAAUCCGGAUGACCCCACACCCAUCUCCAGUUGUCGCACCGCCCUCUCCACCACCCCUACCCGCAAAGCUCGAAACGAUCGACCCCGAACCGGAAGAUCCGCCAAAACCAUCAACCAGCGAGGUGACGAUCACGAAGCCAACGCCACGCAAACCAACCCCACAACACCAAACCCCCUCAACCUCAACCGGUUCCCUAUUCCACAAACCACCGAAGAAGCUGACCGUCAAGCUCAAGACCCCGCUCCCGCCCGCCCCACCACCAACUCCUCCCCUCAUCCCCCAACUCAAGCAGGAAGAUCACCCGAUGGACCUCGAGCAACCAUCGACCUCCGAAGACUGCAAACCACCGCACGCGUACUUUGUCCCCGUUGAACCAACCCCGCCCGAGACCAAGUUCUGCCCGGUCGACGAACGGAUCUCACCGCCACCACCACCCCCCACCACCCUCACCCUGACCGAGUGCUCCUCCACGGAGACGAUCGCCGUCACCACGACCACCACCAAGAUCGAGGACGCGAUGCAUGCGAUCUCCAGCGAGACGAUCGUGUACACGCAGAGUUCGUCGCCGGAGGCGACCGCCGAGCAUCAUCAAGCCAGCAGUCCGGGACCUUCCGGGGUCGUCGAAACCACCACGACCUCGGUCGAGUACUACAACAUUACGAUCAUUGACGAUGAGGCCGCGGCCGCGGCCGCUCAGUCUUCUAAGCUGGAGCCGGAACUUCCCGAGGAGGGCGUUGUGAAACCGGAGCUCGAGCAGGAUCAAAAGUACGAGUACGAGCCCGAGCGGGAGCCGGACUCUCCCGGUUCGAGCGGGUCCGACGAGCAGCAGGAAACGAAGAGUUGCAUCAAGGUUGAGAAGAUGGAGGUGAUGGAGAGUUGCGCGAUCGCGCCUCCCGUUGACGAGAGUGAGAAAAAGAUUUUGGUGACGAAGGUGGAGCCGGGAAGCGGACCGGACGACCACAAGGACUUCCUCGAGGCUGGACCAUCGAGGACGGUGGCGACUACGGUGACGACGGAGGGUGAGGGCAGCAGUAGUAGCAGUAGCAGUGGUGGUAGCAGCAGCAGCAGCAGUUCCGCUGUGGCUUCGUCGUCGCAGGCCGUCGUGGUGAGUUCGGCUGGGCCAACAUUCCUGGAGUAUAGUGCGGAGUACGAUGACUACGUGCCGGUCACCAGUUACGGGAUGCCGCAGGAGCAGAUUCCGCUGUCGUGGGUGCAGAAGUUUAGUCCGCAGUACACGCCCUUUGACGAUCAGAACUCGUACAUGGACCUCGAUCAGACGGACAGUAAAACCAACUCGAACAGCGUGGGAGGAAAUAGCAGCGCCACGAGUAGUGGUGGAAGUGGCAGCAGGAUUGAAACCAGCAUGGACCGGGCUCCGUCGGCGGAAAGCUUGAAUAUCCGAACCGACGAGAAGAUGCCCGCCAAGGGGGAGAUCUCCGAGCAGGAGAGUAACGGGGAUAUGGAGUUGUCGUGGAAUCGGUUAUACCCGGUACACGAAAACAUCCCAAUCUACCCGAGCUCGUACGACCUGUCGACGGCGCAAGAGUGCUGGAACUUGAGCAACCGUACCAGCACCGUAACCGGCCUGAACCAGGAUCACCACCACCAGGGGCUGGGACAGCAUGGUCAGCAGCAUCACCACCACCAUCACCACCAGUCGUCUUCGUCUUCGUCGUCUCACCACCACCGCCAGCAACAUCAGCAGCCGCAGCAGCAACACGGUCAUCAACACGGGAUCAGUUUUCAAUUCGCCUCCCACGAUCAACCCCGGCACGCCGACGAGGACGACGAUGACGGGCUGGUGGACGACAAGUCCAAGAUCCACCUGGAGUACGGCGGCGAAGGAGGCGCCGCAGGCGCCAGCGGCAGCGGAACCAACAACUACCUGGGCGCGUCCUCGUCCGCCACGGACCACAAGCUGGUGGCCAAGGUGCGCACGUACCGCUGCACCGAGUGUCCCAAGUCGUUUGCGCUGCUGAAGCAGCGACGCGCGCACAUGCAGGCGGAACACCACGAGGUCGUGGUCGAUAGUAAGUUGAACGUGCUGGCGACGGCGGCGUCGGCGGUCGCUGCGUCUGCGACGGUCACUUCCGGGGCGUUCUUUUCGAACCCAGGCGAGGGGUCGAGUGGGACGGCGGCGGCGAGUGGGGCGACGGCGACGUUGUUGAGCAAGAAGAUCAAGAUUGAGCCGCAGCCGGUGCUGAUGAGUUACAGCUCGCUGAAGCAGGAGCUGGAGCAGAAGCAGGAAGGUGGAGGUGGGGGUUUGGAUGUGGCUGGACCGUCGACUUCCGGGAUGGGGUCUAGUGGUGGGUUGGGCGCGAGUGGUGGCGAGGUGAGGCGGAAACGAACGUACGUCUGUGGGACGUGCAAGACCGAGUUUGAUCGGUUUAAGCUGUUCAACGCGCACUUGAUGACGCAUCCGGCGGAAUGUUACACGUGCGGGCGCAGCUUCAAGCACUGGCCAAACUUUGCGCUGCACAUUAAGCGUCACCUGGGAAUUAAGGACCACCAGUGUCGGUUGUGCGGGAAGAAGUUUGUCAUCAAGCAGAAGCUGAUCGAGCACAUGCGGGUGCACACGGGGAAGGCGCCGAUCAAGUGUCCCGACUGCGAUCAGCACUUCCGGCGGUUCUCGAACCUGGCCCAGCACCGCAACCGUCACCACCUGAACAAGGUCCCCUCGAAGAAGGACUUUGUGUGCCACUGCGGCGAAGUGUUCCAAUCCAAGGCCAAAAUGGAGUGGCACAAGGAGAUCCACGAGAACAAACCCAAGAGCUGUCCCUUCUGUCGGGAAAAGUUCAUCCACAAAAACAGCCUAACCCGGCACAUCCGGCUGUCCCACACGGAAAAGUACGUCAAGCUGGAAACCGCCACCGAGAUGUGCACGAUCUGCAACCAACCCUACAUCAAAACCAGCAUGAAACGUCACAUGGAAACCCACACGGACGAACGCCUCGCCUACUCCUGCACCAUCUGCAACAAGCUGUUCAGCACCAACUGGAACCUGAAGCAGCACAAGUGGACCCACGCCAACCCCACCCUCAAACCGUUCCAGUGCAACCUCUGCUCGUCGGGCUUCGUCCGCGAAGCCGACUACAUCACCCACAUGAACGCCCACAAGUCGAUCCGCCCGUACACCUGCAACCACUGCGGCUGCCAGUUCAUCCGCAAGUACAACUGGAUCCGGCACACGCGCGAGCACGAAACGGAAAAGAACUACACGUGCGAGAUCUGCAACCGCAAGUUCCACCGGAAGUACUACCUGACGGAGCACAAGCGGAUACACACCGGCGAGCGGCCCUUCUCGUGCAACAUCUGCGGCAAGACGUCCUCCACCAAGACGAACCACAACAAGCACAUCAAGAUCCACCACGCGCGCGAUCCGCUGACGGCCGAGGGUUAAGGAAGGUGGCGGCGCAACGACGACGACGGUGUCAGUUCCUUGGAGAACCGCGUAGACGACGACUAUGUAGUGAAACAGCCGUACUAAGAAGAUUAUUAUUUUUUUCGUUUGCGUUUUGGGACUGGUGGGACAUUUCUUUUUUGGGAAAAGGGUGAAUUGUACCAUUUUGGGAAUUGUACAAUGACUAGAAUUUAUCAAUUUUGCUUAAUUUGGACAAACAACUCAACUGAAAUAAAAUUAUUUCAAACUUAUUUGAUGGCCUGAUCGUUGCACUAAAUCAAAAUGUUUCGAGUUAUUGUCAGCCCAUGGAAAGCAUCCUGGAAGAAAUUGUGGCGAUAUUACGGCCCAAAUUCUUCUUGCCGGCCAGGCCUACUGCGUUGCGUUAAGCGGAGAGACGGAUUCUGUGAACGAAUCCACAUUCCACUGAAUCAACAGGGAAGUAAGGAUGCGUGGACAUACUGUACCAAAUCAUCCCAGUUAUUUUUUAAGGCUGUUGAUAUUUAAUAUAAUCUGUCUGAGUUUUAAUUCAAAUUUAACAUGAUUUUUUGUCUAAUCUACAAAAAAAAAAAAUUUUUAGCACUAAGGCCAAACUUUUUGUCCUAGACUCUAGCCGAGGUCGGGGGUGAGAGCAAAAAUAAAAUAAAAAUGAUUAGAUUGGAAAAUAUUUGCAGUUCAAAAUCAUAAAAAAAUAUUUUUUUAUCUAUUUCUGUAAAAUGUUGGUAAAAUUCAGAUAUUUUUUUAGAAUAAGUUAAUUCUAGAUUAAACUUUCAAAAGGUCAUAUCUGCAUAGGAAACCCAUGAUGGAUAGGUUGUUUUGAAAAUUUAACCUAGAAUUUAAUUUUCUCUAUUGUUUUUAAAUUUUAUAUUCUAUUUUUUUUUAUUUCGCGGUUUGUAAAAUAAAAGGGUUCUCCGCCAACUCACGAAAUCAGAAAAAGUUGCCCCGAUCCCUAUUUGAUUUGCGUGAAAUUUUGUCCUAAGUGUUAACUUUUGUCCCUGAAUACGAAUCCGAGCUCCAUUUGUCGAUAUAUCAUGGUGGAGGUGCGGUACGACUGCUUCCAUUUUUUGACGUUCGAAAAAAGACGUGUUUUUCAAAAAUUAGCAGCCUGAAAUGGCGAUGCUUUGGAAAUUUGGUGUCAAAGGGACUUUUAUAUAAAAUUGGACGCCCAAUUUGAUGGCGUACUCAGAAUUCCUAAAAAACGUAAAAAAUACAAAAUUGUUUUAAAAAAUUUGCCAAUUUUCGAUAUUUGAAUUGGGACAUGAAAUUAAAAAAUAAUUAAUACUUUUCGAAUCUGCAAUAACGUCAUCAAAUCUUCCAAUUUUACAUAAAAGUCUCUUUGACACCAAAUUUGCAUAUUUAGAGUUUUUUUUUUGAAAAAGUUACUAAAUGUUUAUAUGUUUAUAGGAUCUAUAAAAAAAACUCUAGGAUCAUUUCAGGUUGCAAAUUAAUGAAAAAAACGUAUUUUUAAGAACGUUAAAAAAAUUUAAGGGGUCAUACCUUCAGCGAAAGGAUUCACAUUUCUCAAAAUUAACAAGGGAGUAAGGAUGCGUGAACAUACCGUACCGAAUUCUCUGAGUUUAAUUUAUAAAAUGGUGUGUGACGUGAUGGGGGCUUUGUUUUUCGUUGAACACGAGGGAAGUUAUAUUUUUUAAGGAAUCCAAAAUUUUGCCAAAGGGUGACUUACCCUUUCCCAUCUUGGGACGUGAUAAUCAAGUACCUAUCUUGAGUUCUUCGUCAUGGUGAUUAUGUUUGUAGCAUUAACAUUGCGCUUUUUUCAACUGGAUCAGUAAAAUCAAAUGGAAAUUAGGUAGUCUAACUAAAAAAAAGAGCAUUUUUUUGAAUAGUAAAAAAAUAUCAAAUUUCAAAGAAAUUUGUUGAAAAUUAUAUUAAUAUUUUUAUUUAUUUUGAAUUUUUGUAUAACUAUGAUAAUUUCAUAAAAUAUGUAAUUAACAUGUUCUGUAAUGUUGAAAUUUUUAUAUUCAACUUUUUAAACUUUAAAUAGUUUUUAAUUCUCGCCGUUUAUAAUUAUUUUCGAAAAUUUAAAAUUAGAAUUUACAAAAUUAUGAUUUAACAUUUUAUAUAAUUCUUAAAAUUGUUUUUUUUUCUAACAUAAAAAACUAAAAUGAUUUGCCAUUUCAACUCAAAAAAACAAGAAUUGAAUUAAGAUGGUUUAGGGAUUUUCAUGCAUUAUUUUUUUGUAGUUAUGCAUCAACACUUCCCGUGCUCCUAAUCCUUAUUCCUAGCCCAAUGAAUGAUGGAGAUGGGAGCGGUCGGCAAUGGAUGGCUUUCAUGGUGCUGUCUGUUCGGGUAGAGUUGAUUUUUACACCCUUUAAUAAUUUUCCAAGCAAGCUGGAUAAUCAUCACAUAUACAUGACGAAAUCCAGUUCUCAACCCGCUAACAUCACCAUCUUCAUGCGAAUGAUUUUUUUUUUGUAGUUAUGAAUUUAGUAAGUAUUAUUUUUGAAUUUGAUAGAAAGUCUAAAAUGUUCAGCAAGUAAAUAAAAAAAAUAGAAGAUACAAAAGGCAAGAAAUGUUAUGAAAAUAAAAAAAGGCAAAAACGCUGUUUCUUUAAAAUUUAUUGACAUUAAGGUUUCGGUAAUUCAGUAAUUUCGGAAUUGACAUUAAGGUUUCAAAGUAAAUUGAAAGAAGAUUUCAUAAUACUUAUGAUCUUUUUUUUUGUGAAAGAUGUUGUAAAAGGCAUCUCGAAAAAUAAAAAAAAUAAAAUGCUAAACCAUUUCUUAAACCAAUGGAAAAGUGAUCGUCAAAUUUCGUUUGUCAGACAAUUUUACCUGUAUGUCCAUAUUAAUCACUGUUUUAAAAUUCGAAAUUUGUUAAUCCUAGAUUUUAAUUUUUUUUUGUUUUGAUUUUUAAUAUUAGAUUUUUUGAAAUUCUGGUUUUUACAUUUUUUAUAAUUUAUUGGCGAUUAAAUAUUUAUAAAGUUAAAAAUUAAAUAUUUACAAUCGUCGAUCCAAAUAUUUCAAUUGCAACUUAAGAUCGCUUUUAAUAUUAAUUUAAUUUUCAAUUUUUAACGCUUUUUGUUCUUUUUUAACAAAAAAGUAUAUGUGUGUUUGACACAAAUAAUAUUUUUUCAAAGAACUUCGAAAACCACUAUCAGAUAUAUAAGAGACAAAUAGAACCAUCGGCGUGCCUUCCACGCUAAGAUGCUAAGGAACGGGCUUUAUUGACCGUUUUGAAUCGGUCAACAUCAAAGUGCAAAAGAUCGAUUUCUAAUCAUUUUGCGAUCGAAAUUUCGUUAGUCUCGAUAUAAAUUCGUUACAUUUUGAUCAAGUGCAAUAAUCUGGUUAUUUGUUUGGAUUACCGAUCGUCAAUAAAAAAAAUCUUUCUGAAGGAAGAGUCCUGCCAGAAUUUCCAAAACGUGUUUAUAUAUAUAUUUUGAGAAUCAAAAGCAACUGAGCGUUAAGUAGACAAUGAAGCAAACAAACAAAAAAAGAAGUAGCUCAUAAUUUUAUUUAUUUUAGUUUAUGAAAGUAAAGAAAAAACAACCUCUAUCGUACUAGGGCGACCGCGAUGGGAAAACCUUACAAUUUGAUAAGAAACAAAUAUAAAACUAGCGUAAAAAAAAACUAACAAAAAAGCAAAGAACUGAAUCCAUUAAAAACUACUACAACAAAAAACCAGCAGGACCGUUCAGAACAGAGAACAUGUUCGAAAAAAUAGAUUCGACGACGGCCAAAACCAGCACCACCAACAAUGAAAAAAAAAAACAACCCAGAACUGACUGCGCGCACCGUAGCAAAAUAAUAAACAGAUUGUAAAACAUGGUUCUGGUGGCAAUUAGUUUUUAAAAACACUCUUCAAACUAAAACUACACAAAUACACAGAGAGAAACAAAAAAAAAAUAGUACGUAAGACUACUACUACUAACACUAAACCAAGCCGAAAGAAGAAAAGCUGAAACCUGGAAGGCAAAUGAUGAUGAUGAUGAUAACUUUUAAGUGCAAUAGUUAGGGGACAGAUUUUUUAAAUUUUUUCGUUUUCUAGGCACAUUUUUUAAACUAAUUCGCGAAAAGUACACAAACAUAUUUGAACCAGACUGGCCCCCGCCCGAUUUAUUACGUUUAGUGUGGACAUCUUCCAGCGUGUUUGUUUCCAGUUUUACUUCUUUUGCAGCGAAAAAUUGUAAAUAUAAAACCUUUCAAUAAUUGUGUUUUUAUCAAUUUUCUCCCCUCACCCCUCUUAAGUUUUUCUAUACUGUUAAGAAUGCCCUUAGUUCAAUUGAAUCACGCAAAAUUGCUCACGUGUACGUUUCUCAUCGAUUGCAAAAACACACACACAUUACUCAUACCAACAAACCACAAUUAUAAGCAAAACACACACACACACACAUGUUCUAUCAUGCUCCUUGAUAAUGGAAACAAAAUGACUAUUUAAUAGCAGUUCAAUGUUAUUAACCUUUAAAAGAAAAUUGAAGCAACUAAUCAUCAAUACAUUAUCAAAACAGAAAGCAAGAAUAUUCUCUCACCAGUUUGCCUCGUUCAUUAUUCAUCAUUUUCGUCAUAAAGAAAAAAAAAACAAAAAACUAGCGCAUGAAUUGUAAUUUAAUAAUAAAGAAGAAAGCAAAAAGUGGAUGAAAAAACGGCGAUUAAGCGUUAGAGAGAAGUAAAUUAAUGCAUAAUUAAUAGGUGUAAUAACGACAGAAAGUAAAGCAAAAACAAACACUCUCACACAACACACAAUUACAACAAACUAUGGGUAGCGUUUAGUAAUCCUCACACACAUACAGACAAACACAAAAAAACAGCAUAGUAACUCAUACUCAAGAAAUUAAAACCAUUACAGGCGAGAACAAAACAAAAAAAAAAAGAAGUCAAAGUGAAUUUAUAGCAGCGCGUUACGGCAGAAAAAAAAACAUUCGGAAACACGUUAAAAAUAACAAAUAAAUUAAACAAAACAAAAAAA
Molecule: messenger RNA, 10411 nt
Organism: Culex pipiens pallens (northern house mosquito)
Lineage: Eukaryota; Metazoa; Arthropoda; Insecta; Diptera; Culicidae
Exons: 5
Coding region: 371-5494 (1707 amino acids)
Source: RefSeq, a predicted model, not a curated record